Epinephelus fuscoguttatus (brown-marbled grouper) is the source of this 1080-nucleotide messenger RNA. It is a transcript of the gene parapinopsina, whose product is annotated as parapinopsin a. NCBI's taxonomy places the organism in Eukaryota, Metazoa, Chordata, Actinopteri, Perciformes, Serranidae. The transcript has 5 exons. The record is from RefSeq and is a predicted model, not a curated record. Gene Ontology annotation, molecular function: G protein-coupled receptor activity. The coding region runs from base 1 to 1047 and encodes 348 amino acids. Gene Ontology annotation, biological process: visual perception; G protein-coupled receptor signaling pathway. Gene Ontology annotation, cellular component: photoreceptor outer segment; membrane.
AUGGAGCAUAUUCCCCUCCACGAUGGAAACUCCUCAUCAUCUCACAGCUCAAUCAACACAGAGCUCCUGUCUCAGAGCGGCUAUACAAUACUGGCUGUUAUCAUGGGUGUGUUCUCCGUGGCUGGGAUCAUCCUCAACCUCCUGGUGAUUGUGGUGACAGUGAGGCACAGACAGCUGAGGCAGCCGCUCAGCUAUGCCCUGGUGAACUUGGCCAUAUGUGACCUGUGCUGUGCUGUGUUUGGAGGUCUGCCCACCACAGUAACCAGUGCCAUGGGAUACUUCAGCCUGGGACAUGUGGGCUGCAUGUUAGAGGGUUUUGCUGUUGCCUUUUUUGGUAUAGCAAGUCUGUGCACAAUAGCAGUCAUUUCUGUUGAACGCUACAUGGUGGUGUGUUAUCCCAUGGGUGCUGUCCUGUUCCAGACCAGACAUGCUGUCGCUGGAGUGGUGCUGUCCUGGCUGUGGUCGUUUGUGUGGAACAUGCCGCCUCUGUUCGGUUGGGGAAGUUACGAGCUGGAGGGCAUCAAGACCUCCUGCGCCCCUAACUGGAACAGCCGGGAUGUCGGGGACAUGUCCUACAUCAUCAUAUACUUUUUCCUUUGCUUUGUUGUGCCAUUCUCCAUCAUUAUGGCGUCUUACUCACGGCUCUUGUGGACCCUCCGCCAGGUGACCAAGCUGCAGGUAUCCGAGGCCGGCAGCACAAACCGCGUGGAGGUGCAGGUGGCACGCAUGAUAGUGGUAAUGGUGAUGGCCUUCUUAGUGACCUGGCUGCCAUAUGCUGGCAUGGCCCUCGCUGUCAUCAUGGACUCCAGUCUAAAUAUUGACCCCAUCAUUGCCACCGUACCUGUUUACUUGGCUAAAAGCAGCACUGUCUACAACCCCGUCAUAUAUAUUUUCAUGAACAGACAGUUUCGAGCAUAUGCUGUUCCCACCGUCCUGUGUGGGUGGAACCCGUGGGCCUCAGAUCCACAGAUGUCUGAGGAUGAGACCACGGUCGCUUCUCUCGGCAAGACCCAAAGAGUCUCGCCGAAAGAGUCUUUGAAAGAAUGACAGCAGCACCAGAUCACCAGAACGACCUUCAGC